Molecule: messenger RNA, 1029 nt
Organism: Ilex paraguariensis (yerba mate)
Lineage: Eukaryota; Viridiplantae; Streptophyta; Magnoliopsida; Aquifoliales; Aquifoliaceae
Source: the annotation of a GenBank genome assembly
AUGGGAAUCUACAAAACCCACCUGUUUGGAUCUUCGACAAUCAUAUCAUGCUCCCCAACCUUCAACAAAUUUAUUUACCAAACAGAAGCCAAGUACUUCACCACUGAAUGGCCUACCAUGGAUAUUGUAGGCCGCAAUUCUAUUCUGGCUGCGCAAGGGACAUCACAUACUAGGCUCAAAAGCUUUAUCACAAGAGCUAUUGAUCAGCCUGAUGCUCUGCGUCGCAUUGCCAUCAAGGUCCAACCCCGAGUGGCUUCUGCCCUCCGAUCUUGGGCCGAGAAGGGUACUGUUGUUGCUUACAAUGAAGUCAAGAAGGUAACCUUUGAAAACAUCGGCAAACUUUUUGCCAACUUGGAGCCUAGUCCGGUUCUGGAUACACUUGACGAGAUGUUUGAUGGGAUGCUUAUGGGAAUUAGAAGUUAUCCAAUCAAUUUUCCGGGUACUCCUUUUCACCAUGGUAUCCAGUGUCGAAAUAAAGCCAUCGGGAUUUUUAGGGAAGAGUUGGAAAGGAGAAAGAUGUACCAGAACAGUGACAACACUACGAAGGAUGUAAUGGAUGGGCUGAUGCCGUUGAAGGAUGAUGAAGGAAAACAAUUAGAUGACAUUGAGGUUAUCGAUAACAUUCUCGGUCUUCUUGUUGCUGGUUAUGAAACCACUUCCAUUUCAAUCACUUGGACUCUUUACUAUCUUGCUAAAUACCCCCAUGUACUCCAAAAGCUUCGGGAGGAGCAUAUGCCUUUGAGGAAGGAAAAGGAUGGUGAGUUCAUCACAAGUGAUGAGAUCACAAAAUUGAGAUAUAUGUACCAGGAACCUGCAAAGCCCGGAACAUUCCAAGUAUUUGGUGGGGGAUCAAGAAUUUAUGCUGGAAACAUGCUUGCUGGCUUACAAAUCGCCAUUUUUGUUCAUCGUUUGGCUGCAGGAUGCAAGUGGGAAUUGGUCAACCCUAAUGCAGAGGUCACUUAUCUUCCUCAUCCAAAACCAGUCGAUGGUGUUGAGAUUGCUAUUAGCAAACUCGGAUUGUUGCUUUGA